GGGGCGGCACGUGGGAUGAGGCCAGGGUUCAGCCCCCGGGGGGGGGGACGCGGCGGCUUCCGCGGGGGCCGAGGAGGCGGCUUCCAGCCCCGGGGUGGGGCCCGAGGGGGCGGGGCCGGCCCCAGGGGGCGUGGCCGAGGAGGUGCAAGGGGCGGGACCAGAGGCGGGAGGGGCGGAGCCUCCCGCGGCGGCUUCCGGGGGGGCAAGAAAGUGACGGUGGAGCCACAUCGGCACCCGGGGGUGUUCAUCUGCCGGGGCCGGGAGGACGCUCUGGUCACCCGCAACCUGGUGCCAGGAGAGUCGGUCUAUGGGGAGAAGAGGAUCUCCGUGGAGGACGGGGACACCAAGGUGGAAUACCGCGCCUGGAACCCCUUCCGCUCCAAGCUGGCCGCAGCCAUCCUGGGCGGCAUCGACCAGAUCCACAUCCAGCCCGGAGCCAAGGUCCUCUACCUGGGAGCAGCCUCCGGGACAACCGUGUCCCACGUCUCCGACAUCGUGGGGCCGGAGGGCCUGGUUUACGCUGUGGAAUUCUCCCAUCGCUCCGGUCGGGAUCUCAUCAACGUGGCCAAGAAAAGGACCAACGUUAUCCCGGUCAUCGAGGAUGCUCGGCAUCCCCAUAAGUACCGCAUGCUGAUUGGCAUGGUGGACGUCAUCUUCGCGGACGUGGCGCAGCCGGACCAGACGCGCAUCGUGGCGCUGAACGCACAGCACUUCCUGCGCCGCGGCGGCCACUUCCUCAUCUCCAUCAAGGCGAACUGCAUCGACUCGACGGCGGCGCCCGAGGCCGUGUUCGCGGGGGAGGUCCGGCGCAUGGCGGCCGAGAGGAUGAAGCCGCAGGAGCAGCUGACGCUGGAGCCCUACGAGAGGGACCACGCCGUGGUCGUGGGCGUCUACAGGUGCCCCCUGCUGGACGGGAGGGGGCCUCCUCCAAAGGAGAAGUGA
Pezoporus flaviventris is the source of this 942-nucleotide messenger RNA. RefSeq names its product fibrillarin (gene FBL). Gene Ontology annotation, molecular function: histone H2AQ104 methyltransferase activity; rRNA methyltransferase activity; RNA binding. Gene Ontology annotation, biological process: box C/D sno(s)RNA 3'-end processing; rRNA methylation. Lineage: Eukaryota; Metazoa; Chordata; Aves; Psittaciformes; Psittacidae. The transcript has 9 exons. Gene Ontology annotation, cellular component: Cajal body; small-subunit processome; nucleolus. Bases 16 to 942 code for a protein of 308 amino acids. The record is from RefSeq and is a predicted model, not a curated record.